AUGUCUUCUCGGCCAGAUCUCAGGGUCGACGAUGAAGUCGGAUUCAUCCGCUUCUACCGCUCCCUCUCCCAAGAUGCCACCGACGAGACAAUUCGCGUUUUCGACCGCGGCGACUGGUACUCCGCACACGGCGCCGAGGCCGAGUUCAUCGCCCGCACCGUCUACAAGACGACCUCGGUGCUCCGGAACCUGGGCCGCAGCGACACCGGCGGCCUGCCCUCCGUGACGAUGAGCGUGACGGUGUUCCGCAACUUCCUGCGCGAGGCUCUCUUCCGACUCAACCGACGGGUCGAGAUCUGGGGCUCCGUCGGUACCGGCAAGGGCCACUGGAAACUCGUCAAGCAGGCCAGUCCGGGCAAUUUGCAGGACGUGGAGGACGAGUUGGGAAGCGUGGGCGCUGGCUUGGGCCAUAUGGACUCGGCGCCGAUUAUCCUCGCCGUGAAGAUCUCGGCGAAGGCGUCCGAGGCGCGGAGUGUUGGGGUGUGCUUUGCGGAUGCGAGUGUCCGGGAGCUUGGCGUGAGCGAGUUCCUGGAUAAUGAUAUCUACUCGAACUUUGAGUCGUUGGUGAUUCAGCUGGGCGUGAAGGAGUGUCUUGUGCAGAUGGAUGCGAGUCGGAAGGAUGCCGAGCUGGGUAAGAUCCGGACGAUUGCGGAUAGUUGUGGGAUUGCGAUCUCGGAACGCCCUGUGGCGGACUUCGGGGUUAGGGAUAUCGAGCAGGAUUUGACCCGCUUGCUGCGCGAUGAGAGGUCUGCCGGUACGUUGCCGCAGACGGAGUUGAAGCUGGCGAUGGGCUCCGCGUCGGCCCUGAUCAAGUACCUGGGGGUCAUGUCGGACGCGACGAAUUUCGGCCAGUAUCAGCUGUAUCAGCAUGAUUUGUCGCAUUUUAUGAAGCUGGAUGCGUCGGCGCUAAGGGCGCUGAAUCUGAUGCCGGGCCCGCGGGAUGGGUCUAAGUCGAUGAGUCUGUUCGGCCUGCUGAAUCAUUGCAAGACGCCCGUCGGGGGCCGGUUGAUGGCGCAGUGGCUGAAGCAGCCGCUGAUGGAUCUGACGGAAAUCCAGAAGCGUCAGCAGCUGGUGGAGGCGUUCGUUGUGAACACGGAGCUGCGGCAGAUGAUGCAGGAGGAGCAUCUGCGUUCCAUCCCGGACCUGUAUCGCCUGGCGAAGCGGUUCCAGCGCAAGCAAGCGAACUUGGAGGACGUGGUGCGUGUCUACCAGGUGGCUAUCCGGUUGCCCGGGUUUGUCGGCUCGUUGGAGAAUGUCAUGGACGAGGAGUAUCAGACGCCGCUGGAGACCGAGUACACGACGAAACUGCGCGGCCACUCGGACAGCCUGGCUAAGCUGGAGGAGAUGGUCGAGACUACGGUCGAUCUGGCUGCCUUGGAGAACCACGAGUUCAUCAUCAAGCCCGAGUUCGACGAGGGCCUGCGGGUGAUCCGGAAGAAGCUCGACAAGCUGCGAAACGACAUGUAUGUGGAGCACCGCACGGUGGCCAAGGACCUCGACCAGGAAAUGGACAAGAAGCUGUUCCUGGAGAAUCACCGCGUUCACGGCUGGUGCUUCCGACUGACCCGCAACGAGGCGGGCUGCAUCCGCAACAAGCGACAGUACCAGGAGUGCUCGACGCAGAAGAACGGCGUGUACUUCACCACCUCGACCAUGCAGACGCUGCGCCGGGAACAUGACCAGCUGUCGUCGAACUACAACCGCACCCAGACGGGAUUGGUGAACGAGGUGGUCAACGUGGCCGCUUCGUACUGCCCCGUCCUGGAGCAGCUCGCCGGGGUCCUCGCGCACCUGGAUGUCAUCGUGAGUUUCGCGCAUGCCGCCGUCCACGCGCCGACGGCCUACGUUCGCCCGAAGAUGCACCCGCGAGGCACGGGCAACACGGUGCUGAAGGAGGCGCGCCACCCCUGCAUGGAAAUGCAAGACGACAUCUCGUUCAUCACCAACGACGUGGCUCUGGUCCGCGACGAGUCAUCCUUCCUCAUCAUCACCGGUCCCAACAUGGGCGGUAAAUCGACCUACAUCCGACAGAUCGGCGUCAUCGCGCUGAUGGCCCAGACCGGCUGCUUCGUGCCCUGCACCGAGGCGGAGCUGACCAUCUUCGACUGCAUUCUGGCUCGUGUUGGUGCCAGCGACUCGCAGCUCAAGGGCGUCUCAACCUUCAUGGCGGAGAUGCUCGAGACCUCCAACAUCCUCAAGUCCGCCACCUCCGAGUCGCUCAUCAUUGUCGACGAGCUGGGCCGCGGCACGAGCACUUACGACGGAUUCGGUCUGGCCUGGGCCAUCUCCGAACACAUUGUCACUGAGAUCCGCUGCUUCGGCCUCUUCGCCACCCACUUCCACGAGCUAACCGCUCUCGCGGACCGAUACCCGGGCUCAGUCAAGAACCUGCACGUAGUCGCCUUCAUCGGCGACGGCACAACGGACAACAUCUCCGCCGACGACGAGAAAGAAAAGCGCAACAACCAAGUCACCCUACUCUACCGCGUCGAACCCGGCAUCUGCGACCAAUCCUUCGGUAUCCACGUCGCCGAACUGGUCCGCUUCCCGGACAAAGUAGUCAACAUGGCGCGGCAAAAGGCCGAAGAACUCGAAGACUUCACCACGACGUCCGACUCCCACCAAAACAGGAACGAUGAAUCCGCCAUGGUCAUCGACAAGUACUCCCCUGAGGAAAUCGAAGAAGGCAGUGCGCUUCUCAAAUCCAUGUUGAAGAAAUGGAAAGCCGAAGUCGAGGCCCCGGGCAAAGAGGGCUUGACUGUUGAAGAGAAGCGCCAAAUCAUGCGUGAUCUGGUCACGGCGGAUGAGAAGUUGAAGGGGAAUAAGGUGUUUCAGGGUAUUAAGGCUUUGUAG
Messenger RNA from Aspergillus affinis, 2853 nucleotides. Its product is annotated as mismatch repair ATPase MSH2. Gene Ontology annotation, cellular component: nucleus; MutSalpha complex. The record is from RefSeq and is a predicted model, not a curated record. Lineage: Eukaryota; Fungi; Ascomycota; Eurotiomycetes; Eurotiales; Aspergillaceae. Gene Ontology annotation, biological process: mitotic recombination; mismatch repair. Bases 1 to 2853 code for a protein of 950 amino acids. The transcript is spliced from 2 exons. Gene Ontology annotation, molecular function: ATP binding; ATP-dependent DNA damage sensor activity; mismatched DNA binding.